AGCAAUGGAUAUGGUCAGAUCUACUUAAUUGAUCAAGUUGGCUUUUCGGCUACUGUUCGUUUACGGUAGCAUACUACUCAAACGCUGUCUUUAAACGGUAGAACACGCCCUAAACCCGAUGAGGCAGUCGUUUCAUGAGCACUGUGCUGCAGGAAUGGUGUAUGUCGUAGGCAGAGCAGUGACAAGGUUGUGCGUCCCGUGUACAGUGCGUAUUUUCACAGUCGCAAUGGCAGACGCUUUGGGUAAAGUCCCCGACGCUGAAGUCGAUCCAGAGGGAACAUUUAAGUAUAUUUUAGUGAGGAUAAAAGUAAAAGAUGGAACUGAAUACAAAGAUAUAGUGAGAGGCACAAAAAGUGCUGGGCAGUAUCACAAUCAUAUAUUUGAGAAGGUCACCCCACCAAUAACGGCUUUGGGACUGGAGUGCAACUGUCUUGGAGGAGGGAAGAUUGAGCACAACAGCAAAGACAAAAAACUGCGUGUUUUUGGGGAAUCAACUGGCUAUGGCAAAGCAGAUCAUUCAGUGUCUGUUGAGAAGCUGAAGAGUGUCUUCAAAGACUACGAGAUCACAUGGUCUGAUGAUAAAGAAUAGAUCACAUGGUCUGAUGAUAAAGAAUAUAUCACCUGGUCCUGCUAAAGAAUAGAUCACCUGGUACAAUGCUAAAGAAUAGAUCACCUGGUCUGAUGAUAAAGAAUAGAUCACAUGGUCUGAUGAUAAAGAAUAGAUCACAUGGUCUGAUGAUAAAGAAUAUAUCACCUGGUCCUGGUAAAGAAUAUAUCACCUGGUCCUGGUAAACAAUAGAGGGAAACUCCCCCUUUGUAUAUGUCUGCUAAUAUCUGCCUUAUGGCUCAACACUCCUGUUAACAAAACAACACACAUGUCACUGCAACAAUUUAAAAUCAUUAAAAUAAAAACGUUUUUUUCCCAGUU
Messenger RNA from Oncorhynchus gorbuscha (pink salmon), 928 nucleotides. RefSeq lists its product as uncharacterized. Gene Ontology annotation, biological process: peptidyl-histidine dephosphorylation. Bases 119 to 589 code for a protein of 156 amino acids. Gene Ontology annotation, molecular function: protein histidine phosphatase activity. NCBI's taxonomy places the organism in Eukaryota, Metazoa, Chordata, Actinopteri, Salmoniformes, Salmonidae. The transcript is spliced from 3 exons. The record is from RefSeq and is a predicted model, not a curated record. Gene Ontology annotation, cellular component: cytosol.